Molecule: messenger RNA, 1587 nt
Organism: Gastrolobium bilobum
Lineage: Eukaryota; Viridiplantae; Streptophyta; Magnoliopsida; Fabales; Fabaceae
Product: low affinity inorganic phosphate transporter 4-like
Exons: 1
Coding region: 1-1587 (528 amino acids)
Biological process (GO): transmembrane transport; phosphate ion transport
Cellular component (GO): membrane
Molecular function (GO): phosphate transmembrane transporter activity
Source: RefSeq, a predicted model, not a curated record
AUGGGGUUAGCGGUGCUUGAUGCCCUUGAUUCAUCUCGUACACAAUGGUACCACAUCAAAGCCAUUGUGAUAGCUGGCAUGGGUUUCUUCACCGAUGCUUACGACCUCUUUUGCAUAACCACAGUUUCAAAACUCUUAGGUCGAUUGUAUUACUUCGACCCAAGUACAGGCAAACCCGGAAAGCUUCCCGUUCCUGUUAACAACGCUGUGACUGGAGUUGCUCUCAUCGGAACCCUAGCAGGCCAAUUAGUCUUUGGUUGGCUCGGAGACAAACUUGGCCGCAAGAAAGUCUAUGGAAUCACGCUUGUUAUCAUGUUCGUUUGUGCUAUAUGUUCAGGCCUAUCAUUUGGUUUAACACCCAAGUCAGUGAUUGGAACACUAUGUUUCUUCAGAUUCUGGCUUGGUUUUGGCAUUGGUGGAGAUUACCCUCUCUCUGCUACAAUCAUGUCUGAAUAUGCUAAUAAAAGGACACGUGGAGCUUUCAUCGCUGCUGUGUUUGCUAUGCAGGGUGUGGGAAUCAUCUUCGCAGGGUUGGUUUCCAUGUUGUUCUCGAAAAUUUUCUUAUACUAUUGCCAUGCUCCGAGCUACACCAUUGACAUGGCGAAGUCGACACAACCAGAGAGUGACAUGUUAUGGCGAAUAGUGCUCAUGAUCGGAGCUAUCCCGGCGGCGAUGACAUUCUACUGGCGAAUGAAGAUGCCGGAGACAGGUCGUUACACGGCUUUAAUAGAAGGGAAUGCAAAGCAAGCAGCUGCGGAUAUGGCUAGGGUUUUGGACAUUGAAAUCCUCGCUGAGCAAGAGAAAUUGUCUCAGUUUAAAGAUUCUAAUGAAUAUUCGUUGUGGUCUAAUGAGUUCUAUCAGCGACAUGGGAGACAUUUAAUUGGCACGAUGAGCACGUGGUUUUUGUUAGACAUAGCUUUCUAUAGCCAGAAUCUUACACAGAAGGAUAUUUUCCCUGCGAUUGGACUCAUAUCAAAGGAUGUGAAUAUGAAUGCUGUGGAAGAAGUUUAUCAGACGUCACGUGCCAUGUUCGUGAUUGCGUUGGCUGGAACUUUCCCUGGUUACUGGUUCACCGUUCUCUUCAUUGAAAAGCUUGGCCGUUUCAAGAUUCAGCUCAUGGGGUUCUUCAUGAUGUCUAUCUUCAUGUUCAUGAUUGGGAUAAAAUAUGAUUACCUCAGAGAUCAAAACAGAACCCUCUUUGUUUUGUUGUAUGGGUUAACGUUCUUUUUUGCUAACUUUGGACCUAAUAGCACUACCUUUGUGCUGCCGGCGGAGCUGUUCCCGACGAGGCUGAGGUCCACGUGUCAUGCUUUCAGCGCGGCAGCUGGGAAAGCCGGUGCCAUGGUUGGGGCGUUUGGGAUUCAGAACUACACGUUGAGCGAUGAAUCGAAGCAAAUACGAAGGGCGAUGAUGAUUCUGGCGGUGACCAACAUGUUGGGGUUCUUCUGCACGUUUUUGGUUACUGAAACGAAGGGACGGUCGUUGGAAGAAAUCUCCGGCGAGGUCGGCAGAGAGAGUGAACUCACUCCUUCUACAAAUGAUAGGGUUUCGGUGACUCGACAUGGAACCCACGCGGAGACAAUGUGA